AUGAAUGUUACUCAAUUUUCUGAUGCCCAAAAAGAUCACUAUAUUAUAAUACCUGAAGUUCUACUAGAUGAUGAGGAUCUAGACAAAAUCCCAUUUGAAAAAUUAUUAAAUGGCAAGGAAUCUGAUGAAGCUAUGAUGAAAAGAUGGGAACUUUAUGAUCAACUGCAUUCAUCAUUCCAUGCAGAAGUUGAAAAAAUUGUUGAAAAUAUUGAACAUGACUUAAAAGAUGAAAUAUCAAACGUAUUAUUUAAUGAUCAAAGCUUGAGAAAACCUCGAGCUUGCUUUAAAUCUUUAUUUCUAUUAGGAUCUGAUAGUUCAACAAAGAUAGAAACACCAAAAUCAACAACAAAGGUGUUCAAUAUAUUGAUUGAAUUAACACCUAAAGAGUGUCCCAAUGUUAGAAUGGUACUAAGAAGAUCAAUGUUUGAAUUAUAUUCUACAAUUGAUAAACAAUUAAAAAAUGAAACUUUUAUAGAUAACGAAGAAUUUACUAAGAAAAAUAAAAGAACAGAUUCUUCACAUGAUAAUGAUGAACAAUUAAUUAGGUUAGACACUUCUUAUGACUUAACAUUAUUGGAACAUUUUAAAAAAUUAUUCGGAAGAAACUUAAAUCUGGUAAUAAAUUUUAAAGAAAUGGAUUCAAUCAAUCCAAUAGUCGUUGACAAUUUUAUUAUACUUUUAAAGAAUGCAUUAAAACAUGAACAUAUUGAAAUUAGUUUGGUGUUUAAUAUUAAUACAAACCUUUCAAAUGUUGAGAAAAAUUUUAAGCAUUCAACAAUGAGAUUAUUGAAAAAAAAUUAUCAUAUCUUAGAUGUUUCAAGUAAUAAAGGGUUUAAAUAUGAAAAUCGUAUUUUCCAAAGUUUCCUAGAUACAGUGGACGGUAAAUUAAAUUUAUCUGAUAGAUUUGUUGAGUUCAUUUUGAAAAAAAUAGCUAACACAUCCAAUCAUAGUUUACAAUUAUUAACAAAAAUUUUAGAUUAUGGCUUAAUGGCAUAUUUUUUCCAGAACCCAUUUUCUAUUUUCAUUGAUCCAGUUAAUAUUGAAAUAUUGAACGAUGAUUAUCUAGAAAUAUUAACUAGAUGCCCUACUUUUAUGUUUUUUAUCGAAGGCUUGAUAAAACAACAUGCUCCACAUGAUGAAAUAAUGGGAUUGUUAACUAAUGCUGAUAAUACUUUGGAAGGAUUUUUCACUGAAUUCUUGGUUCGUGAAAAUCCAACUAAUCGACAUGCAAAAUUAGUGUCCACUUUCUUAGAGAAUGAUUUGAAGAUAAAAAAUUAUAAUUUUAUCGAGCUAUAUUAUGAAUUAUUAAAGGAUAAGUUGGAUAAAUAUUUAAGCAAAUGGCCAGAGUGCGAAAAAAAUAAGGAUUUAAACUUUGAACCUGUAGAUACUAUGUUUCAAGAAUUAUUUACCUUGGAUAAUAACAAUAACCUACUUUCUCAAGCUUUAUUCCCCACAUAUAAAAAUAAUAUUGAAGACAACCUAUUACGAUGGGAGGGAGUAUUACCGAGAGAAACAGAUAUAGAUACCAAUACAGUUGAAGCUAUCAAAAAUUUUGGUUAUAAAGUACCUCCAAUAUUAGGCCAUUUAUUUAAAUUAUAUCGUGAAGCAAAUUAUCAAUUUAAUUUAUAUGAUUUAUUUAUCGUAUUUAAAGAUACUUUACCAAAGGAGGAAAUUUUAAAAUUUCUUCAUGAUGAAAACCAAUUGAAUUCGAACAAAAAAUUGAAAGAACUAGUUAUAAAUAAUGAUGACAACGUUCUAUAUGAAAAGGUAACGUUAGUUUUAUUUUUACAAGCAGUUUCUGAAUUUGAGCAUAUGGGUAUUAUAAAGCCAGUAGGCAUCAAAAAUAAUUCUGAUCAAUAUGAAAAAGUUAUUUGGAGAGGCAUAUAA
Messenger RNA from Henningerozyma blattae CBS 6284, 1887 nucleotides. It is a transcript of the gene ORC3, whose product is annotated as origin recognition complex subunit 3. Gene Ontology annotation, molecular function: DNA replication origin binding. Gene Ontology annotation, cellular component: DNA replication preinitiation complex; nuclear origin of replication recognition complex; nuclear pre-replicative complex. The transcript has a single exon. The coding region runs from base 1 to 1887 and encodes 628 amino acids. The record is from RefSeq and is a predicted model, not a curated record. Gene Ontology annotation, biological process: DNA replication initiation; DNA replication. NCBI's taxonomy places the organism in Eukaryota, Fungi, Ascomycota, Saccharomycetes, Saccharomycetales, Saccharomycetaceae.